Molecule: messenger RNA, 1518 nt
Organism: Alnus glutinosa
Lineage: Eukaryota; Viridiplantae; Streptophyta; Magnoliopsida; Fagales; Betulaceae
Exons: 16
Coding region: 127-1263 (378 amino acids)
Source: RefSeq, a predicted model, not a curated record
AAGUUUUUAAAUUUCCCCACCGCUCACAGGUCAGAUCCAUCCGAGGGAGACUUCCUCUGCUCCAAAAGUAGAAGGCCCAUCACACUCUCACACACACACACUCUCUCUCAAACUCUGCUCUCAACAAUGUCAGCGCUUGACGCGGACUUCGAUCUCAGACCGUCCCCUCAGCCCGCUUUCACAAUCGGAGAGUACGCAUUUGCGGAUGUGGGAAAUUUGGAGCACUGCACCAAGUACUUGAACCAAACGCUUGUUACGUAUGGAUUUCCAGCUUCGCUCGAUCUGUUCGCGAGUGAUCCGGUUUCGGUUGCGAGGACUUGCAAUUGCAUAUACUCGUUGCUUCAGCAGAGGCAGCGUGAUGUUGAAUUUAGAGACUCUGCUAAUGAGCAGAGACAGCGGCUACUAUCGGACAUAUCAAGACUAGAGGCCAAAGUUGAGAGGCUUGAGGCACAAUUACAAGGCAAAGAUAGGGAGAUAGCAACCAUUACACGAACGGAAGCUAAAGCUACGGCAGCUUUUAAGACGCAAAUCGAAAAGUUGCAGCAGGAGCGAGAUGAGUUUCAAAGAAUGGUCAUCGGCAAUCAGCAAGUGAAGACUCAACAAGUACAUGAGAUGAAGAAAAAAGAAAAAGAGUACAUAAAGUUGCAGGAAAGGCUAAACCAAGUGUUGAUGGAGAAAAAGAAGGAAUCUAGAUCAGGCAUGGAGAUAAUGAAUUUGCUUCAGAAAGAAGGGCGGCAGCGGGGAACGUGGAAUGGGAAAAAGGCUGACAAUGAUUUCUAUAAAAAGAUUGUGGAUGCUUAUGAGUCAAAAAAUCAAGAGUUGAUGACUGAGAAUGCUGAUUUAAGGGCAUUACUACGGUCAAUGCAGAUGGAUAUGCGUGAUUUUAUAAAUGCUCCUAAUGGAUUGUCCAAGCAAUCUCUGGCUGUCAAUGAAGGAGUUGAAACUGACCCCUCAAAGUCCCCAUUGGGGGGGAGGACGGAUGUCUUUGACCUACCCUUUCGCAUGGCUAGAGAUCAAAUAGAGGAAAGUCUCAGAAAUAAGAUGGCUUCCAUAAAGGAGCGUAUGGGUCAAUUGCAAGAUGCCCAGAAAGGUGCAGAAGUUACUUCUGAAGCAACUGAGAGAGAACUUGAGCUUGAAGCUCAACUUGUUGAGGCGAGGAGCAUAAUUCAGGAGCAGGCAUCAAUAAUGUCUAAACAUCUUGCUAAAUCUGAGAGGCCAAGGGAUUCUAUCAUUUCAUCACCAGCUGAGGUGGUAAGAAAUUAACAAGCCUGCAAAGUUUUGGGUCAUGCCAGGAGUUGAAGUAAAGCUUUAUGCAGAAAUGAAUUGCAGGUAACAAGCUUGUAAUUUCGUAGACUUAUUCUCACGAGAGUGUACACAUUGAUCCUCUCCUUCUGUUUGUAAAACCUAGAAGCCGUUGUUUUUAGCUGUGAUGUUAAUGUAAUAGUAUGGGGCCCUUGUAUGCUUACAAGUGCCAUAAUCAAAUUAGUUUCAUAUAUAUACGUAGUGCAAAUUCUUCUA